AUGGCGGCGAGUACUGGUGGUGGAGUGGGAGCAGAGGACGUGGUGAGGAACAAGCAGGUGAUUCUGAGAGACUAUGUCUCCGGCUUCCCCAAAGAGUCUGACAUGCAAGUGACCACUGGCACUACCAAGCUGAAGCUUCCAGAAGGUUCCACUGCUGGGGUUUUGGUGAAGAACCUCUACCUCUCCUGCGACCCUUAUAUGAGAAGCCGCAUGACCAAGCGCGACCCUGGCGCCAGUUAUGUCGACUCCUUCAACGCCGGUUCGCCUAUAACUGGAUAUGGAGUCGCUAAAGUUUUGGAAUCUGCUAAUCCCAAGUUUAAGCAAGGCGACUUGGUAUGGGGGAUGACUGGGUGGGAAGAAUACAGCAUCAUCACUGCAACAGACUCUCUCUUUAAGAUUCACAACACUGAUGUGCCCCUCUCUUACUAUACUGGAAUUCUAGGCAUGCCUGGAAUGACUGCUUAUGCUGGUUUUUAUGAGGUUUGCUCUCCUAAGAAGGGAGAGACAGUUUAUGUUUCAGCAGCAUCUGGAGCAGUAGGUCAGCUUGUUGGCCAAUUUGCAAAGUUGUCUGGUUGCUAUGUUGUUGGUAGUGCUGGAACCAAAGAAAAGGUUGAUCUGCUGAAGAAAAAGUUUGGGUUUGACGGCGCUUUCAAUUAUAAAGAAGAACCUGAUUUGGAUGCAGCAUUAAAAAGGUUCUUUCCGGAGGGCAUCGAUAUAUACUUUGAAAAUGUUGGGGGAAAGAUGCUUGAUGCAGUGCUGCCGAACAUGAGGGUCCACGGUCGGAUUGCAGUUUGUGGGAUGAUCUCACAGUACAACCUGGAGCAGCCGGAAGGGGUCCGCAUGGAAGGUUUCCUGGUUUUUAAUUACUAUCAUCUUUACGGGAAGUUUCUUGAAAUGGUUUUGCCUGCCAUAAAAGAAGGGAAGAUAACGUACGUGGAAGAUGUAGUUGAAGGGCUUGAGAGCGCUCCAGCAGCUCUGAUUGGGCUCUUUGCGGGGCGCAAUGUAGGAAAGCAGGUCGUUCUAGUUUCCCGAGAAUGA
Prunus armeniaca (apricot) is the source of this 1038-nucleotide messenger RNA. The record is from the annotation of a GenBank genome assembly. Lineage: Eukaryota; Viridiplantae; Streptophyta; Magnoliopsida; Rosales; Rosaceae.